Molecule: messenger RNA, 954 nt
Organism: Pipistrellus nathusii (Nathusius's pipistrelle)
Lineage: Eukaryota; Metazoa; Chordata; Mammalia; Chiroptera; Vespertilionidae
Source: the annotation of a GenBank genome assembly
AUGAGCUGCACCAGAAUGAUUCAGGUUUUAGAUCCACGGCCCUUGACAAGUUCAGUCAUGCCAGUGGAUGUGGCCAUGAGGCUCUGCUUGGCUCAUUCCCCACCUCUGAAGAGUUUCCUGGGCCCAUACGAUGACCUUCGUCGAAGAAAUUUUGUCAACAAAUUAAAGCCUCUGAAACCGUGUCUUAAUGUAAAACAGGAAGCCAAAUCACAGAACGACUGGAAGAGUCCACACAAUCAGCCCAAAAAGAGGGUUGUGUUUGCAGAUUCCAAGGGCCUCUCCCUCACCGCCAUCCACGUCUUCUCUGACCUCCCCGAAGAGCCAGCGUGGGAUCUCCAGUUUGAUCUCUUGGACCUUGAUGACCUGUCCUCUGGCUUGAAGCUCCAUGAGGAGAAAAAUUUGAUUUUAGACUUCCCUCAGCCAUCAAUCGAUUACCUGAGUUUUCGGAGCCACUUCCAGAAGAAUUUUGUGUGUCUGGAGAACUGCUCUCUUCAAGAGCGAACAGUGUCUGGGACUGUGAAGGUAAAAAACGUGAGCUUCGAGAAGAAGGUCCAGAUCCGUAUUACCUUUGAUACUUGGAAAAACUACACCAAUGUGGACUGUGUCUACAUGAAGAAUGUGUACGGUGGCUCAGACAGUGACACUUUCUCGUUUGCCAUUGACUUACCCUCCGUCAUUCCAACUGAGGAAAAAAUUGAGUUCUGCAUUUCUUACCAGGCUAACGGGCAGGUCUUCUGGGACAACAAUGAGGGUCAGAAUUAUAGAAUUGUUCACGUGCAAUGGAAACCUGAUGGCGUUCAGACGCAGAUGGCAUCCCAGAACUGUGCAUUCUACCAGGUGCCCCCCAAGACUGAGUUAGAGCCAACCAUCUUUGGCAGUCCGAGGCUGGCCAGCGGGCUCUUCCCAGAAUGGCAGAGCUGGGGGAGAAUGGAGAACUUUGCCUCUUAUCGAUGA